AUGCAAGAUAUAACUUAUAAUGAAAAAGAAAAAGCUCAAAAGGAAGAAACAAUAAUAGAAAUAGAACCACUAACAACACAAUUAGCAAUUCAAGAGUUGUGUCCAAAAAGAAAAAAUGUA
This is a messenger RNA of Racocetra persica, 120 nucleotides long. The record is from the annotation of a GenBank genome assembly. NCBI's taxonomy places the organism in Eukaryota, Fungi, Glomeromycota, Glomeromycetes, Diversisporales, Gigasporaceae.